AUGGGAGCUCUCUGCGAACUCAUUGAUGCCAACGUGCGCAUCUUGGGACUUUUGAAGAAACAGUUCAUUACCCACGAGGAAUCGAAUAGCUCUUAUUACAAGCGACAGAACCCGAGCGUGCUACGCAGUCUCGAGGCAGAAAACUCGGUCCUUCAAGAAAUGCUAGGAGCCCUAGAAACAACUCUAAAGUCCCAAGAAUCUGCUCUCUGCAAGACCUUGGAUGAUGUAAAACAAGUUCGAACCAGAGUCUCCACGUCCUGCUGCUUCAUAAACAGGCUUCCCAACGAAAUCUUGACGGAAAUUCUAUGCAAAGCAAGUAGAUAUGAUGGCUCCAUCUACAACAAGUUCGAUUUAAAUGUCAACUUUGCCCCUCACUUUUCACUCCGGCUUUCCCAUGUCUGUCGGCGUUGGCGAGCCGUAGCCAUCUCCUCGCCAUCUCUUUGGACGGAGAUUAAACUCUGUCCCGGGUCCUAUCAGAUUCUAUUACAGGGAGAGUUUUGGCAAAGCCUCUCCACCUACGUCCGCGACGCACCAAUGAACAUCUCAAUCACCGACAGCGAGAUUUGUACCGAAUUGGUGCUGGCUCGGGGGUAUCACUGGGACGAUGAGAUGUCUUAUAGUGACGUUGUAGUCAAGUGCUAUCCAGAUGGCGCUAUUUCGCACAUGCAAAGCUACGAUCUGCGAACGUUCAAGACAAUCAACUCCAUCACACUCGACUUCCAUUUCGAACCCGACCUUGUAUCUCUCUUGAACUCGGAGUAUCAAAACUUGGAUUGUCGCUGCCACACACUGCGAGUCGCGCCCACUUAUCGCAGCCGCGGAGUCGACAUUUUAGAGGUCGAUUUGAGCGUUCUGCUCUACCACUUCGACGCCGAGGUGGUUGAAUGCAUAAAAACGCGCAUUUUGGUCCCAAGCGAGGGUAGCUACGGUCGGGGCGUUACAGAGAUUCGCUUCACCGAGGUAAAGGCCGUCCCUCUAGAUCAGCUUUUGAUGGCCUUUCCGGAGAUUACUGCUUUAUGCUGCACUGACUGUAAUCUGGAGUGGCAGAGGACGGACAUAACGGUCCAUGCCAAGCUCAGGAGACUGGAACUAGAGCGAUCUACGGGCUCUAUGCAAUGCCGCUGGAUGAAUUAUCUUCAAUGCCCUGCGUUGGAGGAGCUACAUGCAUCCGAGUGGGCAAAUGAAGGAGCCUUCAUCAACUUUAUCGCUCGUUCCCCUCGUAUUAGAACAUUAACUUUGUCUGGGCGUGACGAAAAAUCUCUCUGGGGGCUUGCGGGUCGUAUUACGCGGAUCAACCACGCAGUUCACGACUGGAGGCUGUAUCGUCAAAUGAAGGUACCUCCCCCUCCCCCCAAGUGGUACCCUAUACCCCCUGAUUACUCGUCCGAGAGCAGUUUGCGCCUCGUCUUUCGCCGCGGGUCAUUGGCACUCGACUUGGAACCGUCUCAGUUUGAUAUAGUUGGAGGACGAAACAUUGUCGAGUCACCCUCAGGGACUUCACUACCGCUGUCUUGA
This is a messenger RNA of Serendipita indica DSM 11827, 1515 nucleotides long. NCBI's taxonomy places the organism in Eukaryota, Fungi, Basidiomycota, Agaricomycetes, Sebacinales, Serendipitaceae. The record is from the annotation of a GenBank genome assembly.